Molecule: messenger RNA, 1116 nt
Organism: Fusarium keratoplasticum
Lineage: Eukaryota; Fungi; Ascomycota; Sordariomycetes; Hypocreales; Nectriaceae
Product: Aminotran-1-2 domain-containing protein
Exons: 1
Coding region: 1-1116 (371 amino acids)
Biological process (GO): biosynthetic process
Molecular function (GO): pyridoxal phosphate binding
Source: RefSeq, a predicted model, not a curated record
AUGAAGUACGAGCGCAUGCCCAUCGAGAUCGAGUCGCCCGAGGAGUACGGGUACGACAAGAUCAAGUUCAACCUUUCAGAGAGCUCCAUCACGGACCAGACCAUCGAGUCAUUAGGCCUCAAAAUCCCCAACCUCACCCUCCUCUACAAUGAGCAUCGAGGCGAAACAGAGCUCCGAAAGCUCAUCGCUGAGGAUGCCGGGGUGAAUACGGACGAUGUUCUCAUCACCUCGGGCGCCGCCGGUGCCUUGUUCAUCAUCACCACGUCGCAGUUGGCUACCAUGGAUGCCUCGGGACGUGACCAUCUUGUCGUUGUUCGACCCAACUACGCCACCAACCUGGAGACCCCCAAGGCCGUCGGCUGCGAGAUCUCGUACAUCGAUGUCACUUUUGAGUCUGGCUUCCAGCCCAAUGUUGACGAUAUCGAGACUGCCAUCAAGCCAAACACCCGUCUUGUCUCCGUGACCUGCCCACACAACCCUACUGGCUCUACUUUGUCUCGGGAGGCACUUGACCGGCUCGUAGCCAUCACCAAGGAGAAGGGCAUUCUUUUGCUAGUGGACGAGACGUAUCGUGAUAUCGCUUUUGGCGAGAAGCUUCCUGUGGCUGCUUCCCUGGGCGACCACGUCCUGAGUGUGAGCUCCUUGUCCAAAUCGUUCGGUAUUCCUGGAGUCCGGAUCGGUUGGCUCAUCAGCACCAACAAGAACCUCCAAGAGACCUUCCUAGCGGCCAAGGAGCAGAUCAGCAUUAGCGGGAGCGUCAUCGAUGAAUGGAUUGCCACGCAGGUUCUGUCUCGGCGACAGCAGAUCCUGGCCGACACGACAGAUGAGAUGAGGGUCCGUCUACAGAUGGUUGAGUCGUGGGUCGAGAGCGAGAAGCUUCUGGAAUGGGUCAAGCCCACAGGUGGUGUUGUCUGCUUUCCCAGAAUUAAGAAGGAGCCCGCGGGUGGAUUCGCAGCAUUCUACGAUAGGCUGCUGACCAAGUAUGCGACCUAUGUUGGCCCUGGUCACUGGUUCGAGCUUCCGGAUAACUUCUUCCGACUUGGAUACGGCUGGCCGAAGCGAGAGGAGCUUGAGGGUGGCAUGAAGGCCAUCUCAAAGGCCCUGCGAGAUGAGUAA